AAAGGACGUACUCCGGGGGAGGGACCCUGAGCCACUUAUUUUCGGAAGGCCACGCUGGCCUGUUCGGGUGGGCUUCCAAGCGGGUCGGAGAGUUCAGUCAUGUUCGCCCACGCAGUGAUGCGCGCCCUGCGGAAGAAUAAGACGCUUCGCUACGGUGUUCCCAUGUUGUUGCUGAUUGUUGGAGGUUCUUUUGGUCUUCGUGAGUUUUCACAAAUCCGUUAUGAUGCUGUAAAGAUUAAAAUUGAUCCUGAGUUAGAAGAAAAACUGAAAAUGAAUAAAGUGUCAUUGGAAUCAGAGUAUGAGCCACCUUCACUCCAACAGUUUCCACAUUACAUGGCUGCUCCUAUAAAGAGUUUGUGUAGACAUCCUGAUCAGCCCCAUUCAGAGUCCUCAGAGUCCUCACAACAGGAAAUUGUAACCAGCACUCUGCUACCAAAAGCAUCACAGAGUAAGAUACUGUUACAACAGCUGGUGCUGUUCACCACCUCGGGAAGAAGCAAACCUUUCAAGAGCUGUUUUCUUUUCAUCAAGAAGUGUAUUUCUCAUUGGUGAAAGGGAGACUCAUCAAUAGAUCAAGACCAGAAGUUUUGUGAUGAUUUCUCAGGGAAGAGACUGCCCAGGGUGCUUGGAGCUUGUGCUGUCUGGUUCCCUGUUGCCUCUGGCUCUCUGCAGAAUUUAGCAGAUUCAUCACUGCGCUCCAGCGAGACUUUGUUAUUUUUAGCUCUGUUGACUUCUAAACUGUAGCAUAUAGACAUACAAUAGACAAAGUACCUUGUAGAUGGACAACCAAGCCAUGCAGAUGGGAAACAGCCCUCCAUUAGGAAGAGGACUACGUACACCAAGAGGAAGAAUGAUAUGAUAUCUUACGUAGAAAGAAUUUAGGGAUGAGGAAAUCAAGCUAAAAACCUCAGAGAUUUCAGGCUGUCUGACUUCAGCAGCAGCCAGAGCUGCAAGUCUCUCGUUGUCUCCUGCUGCCCCCUCCCCCACCCCCCAUCAUUCACUAGGCUCUAGUGGAUGCUGCCUACUCCUCAAACACAGCACUGGUCAUCUGCCCGCAAGUCUGCACAUGCCUCACUCCUUCACUUCACUGCAGCUGCUGCUCAAACGUGACCUUUCCUGAGAGACCUUCUCUGAGCAUUCAAUCUAAAUUGCCACCAAGAUAUCCUCACCACAGCCACUCUCUAACCUUUCACCUGGCCUGAGUUUUCUUCAUACCACUUAUUUUCAUCUGAAGUUUCAUAAAAAUGCACUCUAGUUUAUUUGCUGAUUAUCCCCCUUCUCCUGCACCAUGAGAGCAGGAUCUUUGUCUUGUUGACUGGUACAUCUUCAUACCAGAACUCUCCCAUAGAUAGUCAGUUUUCAGUAAGUAAUUGUGUCAUCCAUGAACCAAUGAACAAAUCAUCCCCCUCACCCCACUUUUGAAGGUGAUUUUGUGGUAGUUUUACUACCCCUCACUAAGGGGUGAUAACUGUGAGUCUGGUGUGGAAUACAUUUCCCUUUUGUAUCUCUCUGUCAUCGCCAUGAUCACUGCCCAAGAACACAGCCCACUUGCUUACCUCACUUUCUUUUACUUUUAUUCAUGUCUAGUUCAUUCCCUCAACCUUUCUCCUGGGGAGUCCCUCUAGAGCCUCAGCCUUUUUCUUGGUAUCUUCCUUGCACUCUUGUUUUGUUUGGGGUUUUU
Physeter macrocephalus (sperm whale) is the source of this 1681-nucleotide messenger RNA. It is a transcript of the gene COX16, whose product is annotated as cytochrome c oxidase assembly factor COX16. The transcript has 5 exons. The record is from RefSeq and is a predicted model, not a curated record. The coding region runs from base 100 to 552 and encodes 150 amino acids. NCBI's taxonomy places the organism in Eukaryota, Metazoa, Chordata, Mammalia, Artiodactyla, Physeteridae. Gene Ontology annotation, biological process: mitochondrial respiratory chain complex IV assembly. Gene Ontology annotation, cellular component: mitochondrial inner membrane.